AUGCCUGACCCAUCACACGUGUUAGAUUUCCAACCAAUCCAACUCAAGGAUGAUUUGUCUUAUGAAGAGGAAGCCACAGAGAUUGUGGACAGGAAGGAUCAAUAUGCUCAUUACAGAUGCAUACAAAGAUGGUGUAACAAGAAAGGUGACACUGUGUGUGAGAUAUGUCACCAGCCAUUCAAACCAGGCUAUACAACACCUCCUCCUAUGUUUCAACUUGGGAGUAUUCCAAUGAACUUUAGAAAAAAUUGGGAGAUCUCCAGAAGGGACCUAAAUAACCCUUGCUUUAUAGCUAUGGUGACAACUGAGCCUAAUUUUGUUGAUCAAGACUAUGAUGAGUAUGGUGGGACCUAA
Camellia sinensis is the source of this 354-nucleotide messenger RNA. NCBI's taxonomy places the organism in Eukaryota, Viridiplantae, Streptophyta, Magnoliopsida, Ericales, Theaceae. The record is from RefSeq and is a predicted model, not a curated record.